Messenger RNA from Capsicum annuum, 486 nucleotides. RefSeq lists its product as uncharacterized. Bases 1 to 486 code for a protein of 161 amino acids. NCBI's taxonomy places the organism in Eukaryota, Viridiplantae, Streptophyta, Magnoliopsida, Solanales, Solanaceae. The record is from RefSeq and is a predicted model, not a curated record. Gene Ontology annotation, molecular function: zinc ion binding. The transcript is spliced from 2 exons.
AUGUGUGUUGUAUCAGACAAAAAUGAAAGUAUCAUAAAAGGUGUAAGCAUUGUUUAUGCUAAUGUCCCUCAUCUAGCAAGUAUUUGGCGUUUAUGGAAAAACGUUAAGCCAGCAGGUAGUUAUCUUUAUUGUGUAUAUGAUUCGGGACGGAUGUACAUUGUCGAUAUUGAGCGUGGCACGUGCAAUUGUGGCUGGUAUCAAAUUGAUGAAAUACCUUGUCCACAUGGAAUUGUCGUAUUAAAAAGUAAAAAUGUGGAUGUAAAAGAAUAUGGUCGUUAUUGCUCUGAAUUUUACAGGUCAAACACCAUAGUGAAGACAUAUGAACUUCCGAUAGUUUCAAUGCCAGACAAGAAGGAUUGGAAUGUUCCAUUUUUUGUUGAUGAUGAAGAAGUUUUGUCGCCCAAAUAUAGAAGACCGCCUGGUAGGCCAAAAAAAGGAAGGCAUUUGAAAUCAAGUGAAUCGCUGUCUUCAAGUUCAAACCGCUGA